Messenger RNA from Prorocentrum cordatum, 480 nucleotides. NCBI's taxonomy places the organism in Eukaryota, Dinophyceae, Prorocentrales, Prorocentraceae. The record is from the annotation of a GenBank genome assembly.
GCCGGCGUCGUUGGCGCUUGGCCUCGAGGAUGCUCGCGCCCUGCCCAUCGUUCGGGACAACAACGGGAAGCGCUUCGGGGACCUGAAGAGCGUGGUGAGCUCGUCGGAGCAGCCAUCGUUCACCGACUUGAUUCUUGAGGGCCCCCGCGCAGCGCUGCACGUGAUCAAGGAGAUAUCCAAGCAGGCGGUUGGCCCAGUCCAGCGGCACAUGACGUGGAAACACGAGAAAAAGUUGCAGGAGGAGUGGCAUAGCGCGGUCACCCACGAGAUGCUCCCGGAGAUCCUAGAGCUGGCGACGACGUUCGACCAGCUCGACGCGUCGAAUCUCGCGUGGAUGAAGUGCCUGCGCCGCCACACCCAGCACAUUGAGCAGCGCGUCAAGGAGAAGCGGGAGGCUGACAAGGGUUUCGACACGCAAGACUACUAUCCGGGUAUGUCGCGCCGCACGGGCGGCGCUAUCAUAAGCCCCGAGCUGCUGAA